Messenger RNA from Helobdella robusta, 525 nucleotides. RefSeq lists its product as hypothetical. Gene Ontology annotation, molecular function: structural molecule activity; protein homodimerization activity. Gene Ontology annotation, cellular component: ESCRT II complex. The transcript is spliced from 7 exons. Lineage: Eukaryota; Metazoa; Annelida; Clitellata; Rhynchobdellida; Glossiphoniidae. The coding region runs from base 1 to 525 and encodes 174 amino acids. Gene Ontology annotation, biological process: protein transport to vacuole involved in ubiquitin-dependent protein catabolic process via the multivesicular body sorting pathway. The record is from RefSeq and is a predicted model, not a curated record.
AUGGAAUUUGAAUGGCCUUGGCAGUAUUCUUUCCCUCCCUUCUACACACUCCAACCAAACAUAAACACUCGCCAGAAACAAUUGGAAGCAUGGUGCCAACUGAUAUUAUCUUAUCACAGACACCACAAAAUUUAUAAGUUGGACAUUUCAGAAGUGCAGAACAGUCCUUUGUUUAAUAAUAAAGAUAUAAACAGAAAACUUUCAAUAGACAAUAUACACUUUAUUCUUGAAGAAUUAAGAAAAAAACGUAAUUUAGAAUGGAUUGACAAGAAUAAAAGACAGUGUUUCAUUAUGUGGAGGACUGUUGAUGAGUGGGCCAAUCUCAUUUACAAAUGGGCAUCAGAUACAGGGCACACAAAUUCUGUGUGCACCUUGUACGAGUUGACAGAUGGAGACUACACAAAAGAUCAAGAGUUUUAUGGUUUAGAUAAAUCUGUUUUAUUGAAGGCAUUGAAAUAUUUGGAACUGCAAAAGAAAGCAGAAGUAAUGAUUUACGACACAAAUGAAGGAGUUAAAUUCCUAUGA